CCAGCUGCUAGCACCAUGACCGGAGGGAGGGCCCUGCUGCUCUGCACAAACACUGACAACUGUAUCUACCAAUCAGUCAACGGGCUCCAGUGCUGUGGUCUGAAGGUCGGGGAGGCUCCGUCGUCUGCGGUGCCCCAGCGCCAAGAGGUGUGCGGGUCGCCGGGGGACAGAGACAGGAGGGAGACCGCUGUGUCCACCAAGCGUCCCCUCUCCCCCUUACUCAGCCCUCCUGACGGCCCUCCUGACACCAUGUUGGCUCACAGGAGAGCCACCGACCCGCGGACUCCCAACAUGGAGAACGGGCUGUGUGGGAAGCUGAACAACAACAAGAGCCCGGCAGCAGCCAAGACGGCCAGCAUCAGAGAUAAGAUCUCACAAUGGGAGGGCAAAAAGGAGACUGCCCCGUCUUCUACAGGGACAUGUCCUCUGAUCACGGCAGAGAAGGAAGUUGAGACGGUGAGGAAAAAGGAACCUAAAGCUUCAGAAGUCCAAAGGACAGAUAGCAAGAGGUUUGUUAGUUGGGACAGACCGGACUCAGGGAAGGAAAAUGUUGGAAAGCUGGCGGAUUUGAGGCCUAAAUCUCCAGACGGCCCAUCAAAGGAGAAGGAAGUGAUCUUAGAGAGGGGAUUUCGGGCCUCAAAACCAACGGAACAACCUAAGGACAAGAAAAGUGUUUUAACUCAUGUUAAGAAACUGGAGAAGGCAACAAAGGAUGUUCCUCACAGACCUUCACUGGCAUUUCCAGGGAAUUACUUCUGCCCUCCUUCAAAGGAGGAGCAGGAGGAAUCAGAAAAGAGGGUCGGCGAGCCCAUUUUUGGGACUUUGGAGGUUGUUCGUCCUGGCAGCUCGCGGAGGAAGAGGGAGGGGGAUCCAGAGAACUUGUACAGUGAGCCAGGUGCUCCAUCUAUAAACCCUCUACCUAAACCUCAGAGGACCUUCCAGCAUCACACCCCUCCCACAACCCCAACUUCAGGCCUCGGCUUGGGGAAGGGAAGGAGGAACUUGCCCCCUUUGCCCUCCAUUCCUCCUCCCCCUUUACCCACGUGCCCCCCACCUGGAGUGUGCAGGAGAACCUGGUCAGACAAAGCCCGGGACAGUAAUAACAGGAAAUCCUAUGAAUUUGAGGAUCUGCUCCAGUCGUCCACAGAAGGCUGCAGGGCGGACUGGUACGCUCAGUCCAGGCUGGGCCUAACACGCACUUUAUCAGAAGAGAAUGUCUACGAGGACAUAAUAGAUCCUCCCUCCAAGGAGAAUCCCUAUGAAGAUAUAGAGCUGGAGAGAAGUUGCUUGGGAAGCAAAUGUGUUUCACCUGCCUCCUCAUCUCCUGUCCCCGACACGCCAACUAAGCUCUCCUCCAAACCUGGCUUCUUCAGACAAAAUUCAGAACGGCGAAGCUUCAAACUCCUGGAGCUCCGUAAGACCGGUAGGGACACUGGCUUCUCCUCUCCCUCCCGCAUCAGCCCCCCCUCCACCCCCAGCAGCCCUGACGACACCCCUUGCCUCUCCGGAGACCCGUGCAAUCGCAGAAGGAGGAAAAUCCCAAAGAUGGUGCUGAAAAUCAACGGCAUCUUCGAGGCACGGAGAGGGAAGAAACGAAUGAAGAGGGUGUCUCAGUCGACAGAGUCCAGCUCAGGGAGAGUGACGGAUGAAAACAGCGAGUCGGAAAGUGACACAGAGGAGAAACUACAAGCUCACAGCCAGCGCCUGGUGUCGGUCCUGUCCAUGCUGAGGCAGACGGGCCGGUACCGGACCUUGGAGAGGGAUCUGAUGGAGCUGCAGGAGAGGAACCUCUUUGAAUAUUUUAUAGUUGUUGCGCUCCAUAAGACCAAGGCUGGAGUCCCAUACCUGCCUGAAGUCACACAGCAGUUCCCUCUCAAGCUUGAGAGGAGCUUUAAGUUUAUGCGGGAGACGGAGGACCAGCUGAAGGUUAUCCCUCAGUUCUGUUUUCCUGACGCCAAAGACUGGGCGCCUGUCGACAACUUCCCCAGCGAGACAUUCUCAUUCGUCCUGACGGGUGAGGAUGGAAGCAGGCGGUUUGGCUACUGUCGGCGAUUAUUGCCCAGUGGUAAAGGCCGGAGGCUUCCUGAGGUCUACUGCAUCGUCAGCCGCCUGGGCUGCUUCGACCUUUUCUCCAAGAUCCUGGAUGAAGUGGAGAAGAGGAGGGCUAUCUCCCCGGCUCUGGUGCAGCCUUUCAUGAGAGGCAUAAUGGAGGCUCCCUUCCCCGCUCCAGGAAGAACCAUCACUGUCAAAAACUUCCUACCUGGCUCUGGGACAGAGGUGAUAGAGCUGUGUAGGCCUUCAGAUUCUCGACUGGAACAUGUGGACUUUGAAUGUCUCUUUUCCUCCUUGAGUCUACGUCUCCUUCUCCGAGUGUUUGCCUCUCUGCUUCUGGAGCGCAGGGUCAUCUUCACUGCCGACAAACUCAGCACAUUGUCUCAGUGUUGCCAUGCAGUAGUGGCUCUACUCUACCCCUUCACCUGGCAGCACACGUACAUCCCCGUGCUCCCACCCUCCAUGUUGGAUAUUGUCUGCACCCCGACCCCCUUUAUAGUCGGCCUCCUCUCCAGCUCCCUGCCUCGACUCAAAGAGCUGCCCAUCGAAGAGGUCCUGGUGGUCGACCUAGGGAACAGUCGCUUCCUACGACAGCUGGAUGAUGAGGACACCAUUCUUCCCCACAAGCUGCAGGCGGCUCUGGAGCAUGUGCUGGACAAGAGGAAGGAGCUGGCCUGUGAUAAAGGAGAUCUGCCCAAUGACUCCAGCUCCCUCAGCACGGUGGUGUCGGAGGCCUUUGUGCGUUUCUUUGUGGAGAUGGUGGGUCACUACUCCCUCUUCAUGGGAGGAGGAGAACGGGAUGAAGAGUCUGUCUCCUCCCCAACUUUGCCCAGCCCCUCUUCUUCCCCCUCCUCGUCCUUUCAGCGUGAACAAUUUCGCAAAGCGGUCACGUCCAAGAGCUUGAAAAGGUUCCUGGAGGUGUUCAUGGAGACCCAGAUGUUCACUGGCUUCAUCCAGGAGAGGGAGCUGCGCAGGCAGGGCCUCAGAGGUUUAUUUGAGGUGAGAGCACAGGAGUAUCUCGACUCACUGCCGGGGAGCGAGCAGCGAGGAGUCAACAAGUUCCUCAAGGGUCUAGGAAACAAGAUGAAGUUCCUUUCAAAGAAAUGAUGCUUGGAGUGUGAAUGUCAUGUGUUAAAGUAGAAAAAAGGCAGGAAGAGACAAUGCUUUAAAAAAGAAAAAGAAAGUCCCUGGACGUGGAGGAUGAGGAGAGGAAGAAGUGUCUGUGGGGCAAAACAAAGGAAGACCCUUGAAGUGAACUGGACUCAUACAUUGUGAACAUGAGGAAAUGUGGGUAAACUUAGGGUUCCAUGUGUCGUUCCAUAAGUGUUGUGAAGGGUUUACUCAACGUGGACCAAAACUCCCUUCCAACACCAUAAGGCAAUGUCUAAGAGUGUCUCUCUAGACCUUUGCCUGGGUUUUCUGUCAACGUCAAUCCCUGCAGUGUGUCACUGUUUAGCAAAGCAAAGUGUAAAUGUUGUUAUGAACAUUGUUCUCCCUUUCUCGGUCAAUAACCCGACCUAUAGUAUAAACCUGCAUGAGGAAGUGUCACUAAAGGUCCCAUUUUGUACAUACCUUCCUUUACAUUCCAAGUAUUUUAUAUAGAAGUUUUUUUAAAUACAAUAGUACAACUUCUUCACCAACAGGAGGCUUUUAAGUUAAUUUAUAUUAUUCUUAGAUCAACUUAAUCUCUUUUUUUAAAUGUCCUUCAAAUGAGUGCAAGAAACACUCCUGUAGUUUGUACAGUAAUAGGCUUUAUUUAACAGAGUCUACUCCAGACUGUUUGUAGACCACUUUGGGUUGUUGGGUAAAUGUACCACUGUUUUAAGUAAAUUAAUUUUUAAUGGAAAAGGAAUGAGCACCAAGAGGAGGAACAUUUAAAGAAGGAAAUCAAUGUGAAUGCAUCUCUCACUUGGGUUUGAGUACAUGGUUUGAAUAGACUUGAUGUUGAAGGAAGAUGUGUAUCUUAGGCCAAUCAGAAUCAAAGUAUUUUACUAGGUUUCAAACUUGAUUGCAAUUAAACUUUUUAAAUAAAGUUAUUUGAAUGUUUUGAAUUA
This is a messenger RNA of Notothenia coriiceps (black rockcod), 4106 nucleotides long. RefSeq names its product DENN domain-containing protein 2A. Gene Ontology annotation, cellular component: actin cytoskeleton. The coding region runs from base 16 to 3159 and encodes 1047 amino acids. The transcript is spliced from 19 exons. Gene Ontology annotation, biological process: retrograde transport, endosome to Golgi. Lineage: Eukaryota; Metazoa; Chordata; Actinopteri; Perciformes; Nototheniidae. The record is from RefSeq and is a predicted model, not a curated record.